Molecule: messenger RNA, 993 nt
Organism: Saimiri boliviensis boliviensis (Bolivian squirrel monkey)
Lineage: Eukaryota; Metazoa; Chordata; Mammalia; Primates; Cebidae
Source: RefSeq, a predicted model, not a curated record
CGCGCAGGGCCCUGUGGCGCAUGCGUGCAGACGCGGAACCCGGAAGUCGGGGCGCUGAGCCACGGAAUGAGGAGUGAUUCUUACGGCGGACCCCACAAUGUCGCUGGAGCAAGGGCCGGGGUCCGCCACGCCUUCCAGUUCUCCGACACUUCUGGACGCUCUGCUCCAGAACCUCUACGACUUUGGAGAGACGGAAGGUGAAACAGAACAGAAGAAGAUCCUGAAGAAAAGGGAAAACAAGAAGAGAGAUGUGGAGGGUGCAACGGCCUUGGCAGCAGAGCCAUCUCCCCUACCUGGUUCUCUCAUAAGAGGCCAGAGGAAGAGCGCUUUAAGCUUCUUCAAGGAAAUCAGAGAAGAGCUGCAUUGUGCUCCUGCUGGCACCCCCACAGGUCCCUCUUCAGGACCAGAGAUCCUCGCUCCUGCAGUUCCUCCCUCUUCCCUAGAGAACCAUAGGGAACAAGUAGAAGUGGUAGAAUUUCACAGCAGAAAUAAAAAAAGAAAACUGAAGCCAGAUCAUAGCAAGAGCACACAGGUUCCAAAUGCUGAAGCUCUGGGAGCUGUUGCAGAAGGGCCGAGAAGUGGAUUCCCUUGGUGUUUGGGGCAACAGAGCCUGCAAGCUGGCCAUCUCCCAGUACCCCAGUGUUCCCUACAAACACUGGUAUUUUCUGUAUGUAUCAUGAUGUGAAAAGGUUGGAAAGCGCUGCAUUGCAAUGUAAUUUGGCAUUUGAAGACUUAAACUAACAUAAAGCGUUUAGGCACCUCUUUUUUGUUUCUUCAAAUGUCUCAGACUUCCGUUUCCUCUUACAUUCCCUCGUAUUCUUCUUUCUGGAAUGGAAAGUUUCUUUUUAAUAGAAAGGACAGAAGAGUUGGCAUUGAAUGAGUCUGCAUUUCUCUGUUGCUUAGUAAUAGAACAUCUGUGGCAGGCUCUCAGAUUGUCCGUUGCUUCCAGUUCCAAGCGACCCCUUAUGCAUUCUAGUUGGGUUUUCUCAGGAC